AUGGGAAUGAUAGACGAAGGAAUUUACUGCAACAGUGCGUCGUCUCAGCACCAGUCAAGCUUGAACAACAAUAACAUACCAGGUGGCCUAAGUUCUAGUAGAAGAUGCUCUGGUUGUAUGGCUCCAAUUUCCAGUCGAGAGCUGGUGAUGAGAGCACGCCAUCUAGUUUUCCAUGUUGCAUGUUUUGCUUGUGCAACUUGCAGAACACCUUUGACAAAAGGCGAUCAGUACGGGAUGAGAGAUUCCAUGGUUUUGUGCAGACUCCACUACGAAGCUUCUCUUUCGAUGUUGGAUUCAACCAUGCAACCAGGACACUACCAUCACCACGACCAAAUGGUACCCUUGCCUUACCCAAGUGAUCCAUCACCCCAUCCAGGACCAGACUCACCAAUUCUUAGUGGAAUUGGAGGAAUACCUCCAAUGAUGCCCUCCAACGAACGUCUGGCUGGUGCUGGUACAUUCUUUGGCGGCACCAACCCACAGAUGGGACCAGGAGGAGUACCUGCAGGUGGUACUGUGCCCAGGCAGAAAGGCAGGCCUAGGAAAAGGAAGCCUAAGGACUUGGAAGCCAUGACUGCAGGAUUAGAUUUGAACACAGAAUACUUAGACUUAGCAGCAUUCGGACCAUCAGGCGGCUCCGGAUCAUCCAGGACCAAAAGAAUGAGAACAUCCUUCAAACACCACCAAUUACGAACCAUGAAGUCCUAUUUUGCCAUAAACCACAACCCUGACGCAAAAGACCUGAAGCAACUAUCCCAGAAAACAGGAUUACCCAAACGCGUCCUACAGGUUUGGUUCCAAAAUGCUCGUGCCAAGUGGCGCAGGAUGAUGUUGAAGCAGGAGUCUGGAGGUGUUGCAACGUCCGUAGGGGGAGUUGAUAAAUCUGGUAAUUGUUCUGAAGCUGGAGACUUGGAUUUGGAUAGUUAUUCGGCUCAUAGUCCAACGGGAUCUUCAUCGUAUCAUCAUCAUCAUCAUAUGAUGGGCGGGCAUAGUCCGCAGUCGAUAGAUUGA
Ctenocephalides felis (cat flea) is the source of this 1011-nucleotide messenger RNA. RefSeq names its product protein apterous-like. Gene Ontology annotation, molecular function: DNA-binding transcription factor activity, RNA polymerase II-specific; RNA polymerase II transcription regulatory region sequence-specific DNA binding. Gene Ontology annotation, cellular component: nucleus. Lineage: Eukaryota; Metazoa; Arthropoda; Insecta; Siphonaptera; Pulicidae. The transcript has 5 exons. Gene Ontology annotation, biological process: neuron differentiation; regulation of transcription by RNA polymerase II. The record is from RefSeq and is a predicted model, not a curated record. The coding region runs from base 1 to 1011 and encodes 336 amino acids.